AUGUUGCUUGAAAGGUCCUGCACGGCCAACUUCGAUGUCAUGCUGGAUGACAUUAUUUUCGGGAGUCAGCCUCCUCUAAGCAGCAGCCAGCCUCCUAAAGCGCAGAGCGGCAAGAAGAAGCUCUAUAUUGGAGCCCUCUUUCCCAUGAGUGGGGGCUGGCCUGGCGGACAAGCCUGCCUCCCUGCUUCUAGGAUGGCUUUGGACCUAGUGAAUAAGAGGACUGACAUACUACCAGACUAUGAGUUGGAGCUGAUAUACCAUGACAGUAUGUGUGACCCGGGAGAGGCCACCAAGCUGCUUUAUGACCUUCUGUACACAGAGCCCCUUAAAAUUGUGCUGAUGCCAGGCUGCAGCUCAGUGUCCACUCUGGUGGCCGAAGCUUCUCGAAUAUGGAAUCUCAAAGUGUUGUCGUACGGCUCCAGCUCCCCGGCCUUAUCUAACCGCCAGCGCUUUCCCACCUUCUUUCGCACUCAUCCGUCAGCCACACUGCACAACCCAACUCGAGUGCAGCUCUUUCAGAAGUGGAAAUGGACCAAGAUUGCCACCAUUCAGCAAACAACUGAAGUCUUUACAUCAACUCUGGAUGAUCUGGAGGUGAGAGUAAAGGAGGCAGGGAUUGAAAUCAGUGUUCGUCAGAGUUUCCUCACAAACCCUGCUGUGGCUGUCAAAAAUCUCAAGCGCCAAGAUGCCAGAAUAAUUGUUGGUCUAUUCUAUGAGACGGAGGCCAGGAAAGUCUUCUGUGAGCCAGGCGUGGGGUGCUCCGGGGGUCGGCCGGGCUCUGCGGCUCCGGCGGCGUGGGGUGCCACUCCAACUCCUGACCCCACCCCUCCCCUUCAAGGACCGACUUCCAGGCGGUCCCAAGAGGGUCAAGAUCGGGCGUUGUGGAGCCGGGACGGGCGUCGGGACGGGCUGAGACAGGCGUCGUGGAGCCGGGACGGGCUGAGACGUCAGACUGUCAACGUCCGGGUCGACACCUGGGAAGGGCCGCCAGACUAAGGGGGGUCCGGGUGCCGGAAACUGUCCUCUGGCGACCCCCCCUGAGGUCAGCGUGGGGCAGCUAGAGCGGCGGCCGGAACGCCUUCCGGCGUCUCCGGGAAGGCGGGUGGUGUAUGCCAGGAAGGCAGCUGGGGAUCCCUGGUAAAUGUUGGGCUCGAGGUGGGCCCCGCAACGUACAGCGGGCGGCCCACCUCGAGCCAGACGUGUUCUCCAAAACGGGUUCUGGGGACCCCACUCCGCUGAGUCCUUUUUAGGUUGCAUCAUUCUGUUACAACGGGGGGUUGUGGGCAUGGAGGGAGGACUCAGACGCAGAAUAUUCAAAAUAAAAGGACUUUAAUAGUCAAAACUCACAACACUCCAACAAAAAGGGCAGGACGGAGGAGGAAACAAUAAAGAAAAAAACAGGGACCUGGACUUGAAAACCAACAAAAGACUUACAUGGCAUGGGGAACUUGACGUGGGGUACUCAGACAGUCACACGCAAUGACGCAACACCAGACAAGGGACUCACAGGGCUUAAAUACACAAGGGAAGUGCAGGUGAACACAGCAGACAAUCACAGGGGAAGACAAGACAAGACAAGGCAGGAAGUGAAGUUACCCAGGAACACAAGAGACAUGAAACUACAAAAUAAAACCGGAAGCAGACCCAAACCGUGACAAAAGGCAAUAAUAGUAAAUGUGUACAGCAACAACCUAACGCAUUAGCAACAUCAAACACACAAAUAUUCUGUAAUGUUUACUUUUAGUCCAGGUUCCAGCUGAAAGCUAGCAUGCUAACUAGCAAACUACCUGCGCUAAAGCUAACUAGCUUACCAAAAAGAACAGUCUUUCCUAUAUGGAGUUGGCAGCAUAAGUAACACAACUGGAGCUAACCCAGGGACACAAAAAGCAGGAAACAAAACAAACCGUGACAGUAUGAAAAGUACGCCCCGCCGUAAUGUUUGCCCGCAACCCCCGCGUAGAUAAGUGUUUUAUUAGGGUUGGCAACCGUCCCGUAGGCCAGAGCGAAGCAUGUGAGGUGAGAGCUGUCCUAUCUGUUAAAAUGAGCAGUGAGGCUGGCGCUGCAAAGAAAAAAAGAUUGUGCAAGCCCCCCCCGUCAGCCCGCGAAAGUGUCCUUGAUUUGGGGUUGGGAGAGCUGGCAACCCUAGGUUUUAUCCUCUUUAUUUCUUAAAUUUCCAAUCAUUUCAAUGGAGUACUGCACCCGGAUUUUAAGUCAUUUCUAUUAGCUAGAUAAUAGCACACGAUUCCCGAUGGGGCCCGGCAAGAAGAUUCCGAGCAACGCUGUGGGAGGAGAUGCGUGCCCAACUUCUGUAUGGAAGGAGAAUAAUACAGUAGAGAACUAGAAAAUUUUAGCCGAACGCUAAAAGCUGAAAUUAAUUUGAGAAAAAAAAUCCUGAAAAUACACAAGUAAGAAAAGAUUAAAUGAGUAUCAAAUCAACAGAGACUACUUUAGUGAAAACAGUUUAUUGAAUGAACUCUUCAAAUUAGUCAAUAAAAAGAGAUUAAAUACUGUUCACUUAUUAUCUAUAUUAAACAAAACUUAAAAUACACCAUGUGGGACUAACAUUCUGGAUGUCAGUGUGAAAGGUUUUAACCAUGAAGUAAAAUUUCAACGAAACCAACAUUCAAAUCACAGCAAAUAAGAUGACUAAAACACACCAGACAAACACAUGCAAGAUGGCUGCUUUAUCACUGUGUCACUCCCUUCAACACAGCAGAGAAACGUAAAAAAGGCAAUUCAUUUGGGUUAUUAAAAAGAAUGGAAAAGCAGUGGUUAUCCACACAUUUAUAUUUAAAAAAAACUUUACCAAACAUUUCAUGUUGCAUGUGUUGAGGGAGUACACCUAACUGGUUCCGAAAUGUCCUCUGUAAGAUCAGGGGCCUUAUUUAUAAAACCUUGCGUAGG
Messenger RNA from Pungitius pungitius (ninespine stickleback), 2904 nucleotides. RefSeq names its product gamma-aminobutyric acid (GABA) B receptor, 1b (gene gabbr1b). The transcript is spliced from 8 exons. Gene Ontology annotation, cellular component: membrane; G protein-coupled receptor heterodimeric complex. The record is from RefSeq and is a predicted model, not a curated record. Gene Ontology annotation, molecular function: G protein-coupled GABA receptor activity. The coding region runs from base 1 to 996 and encodes 331 amino acids. NCBI's taxonomy places the organism in Eukaryota, Metazoa, Chordata, Actinopteri, Perciformes, Gasterosteidae. Gene Ontology annotation, biological process: G protein-coupled receptor signaling pathway; gamma-aminobutyric acid signaling pathway.